CUACCAUCAUCAGCAAGACCAUGGCCGCUGCUUUCCCCUCUCCUCCUCUACCGCAGGAGCUGAGGGAAAUCAUUGUAACAUGUCUGGCGGACUGUCCUCAAACCCUUGCCGCCUGCGCGCAGGCCCAUCCCAGUCUGACUCGUCUCGCUCAAUCUCUGUUGUUCCACACCAUCAGUCUGACGAGUGCAGAGCACAUCCACGCCUUCGUUCGAACCCUCCGUCAAUCUCCCCAUGUCGCGCUCUACGUCCGCCACCUUCUCAUCAUGCAAUCGCCUCCCCCGGCGAGAAACUUCCAGGGAAAUGCGAUCUCUCUGGGGGCGUCGUCGAUGUAUAUCGACUCUCUCGAGGGCUUGCUCCCCAACGUCGAGAAAGUGGCUCUUCGAUGCUCGAGGUACUACCACAGAACGCCCGGGAUGUCAGCUAGGAACAGGGGGAGUAUAAUGAUGUUCUCAGCCCCGCACGGUGAUAACACCUUCAUCGCCCGAUGUUCGCAGACCCUGCGCGUCCUGGAACUCGACUACGAGGUCCAUGGGCUCACUGACCGUGACUUCGAUCGAUCGUACCAUCUAUCUCUGCCGGCACUACACACCCUGAUCCUCGGCCACCGCUCGCUCUUCACUGAUCGCACCCUGCGCGCUUGUGUGGCGACGGCGCCCAAUGUUGAGCGCCUCGUGCUGUGGACAGACUUUACCCCGAAGCAGAUGGCAGAACACUGUAUUACUCAAGAGGGUGUCGUGGACGGUAGCUCGCUGCCGCCUGGGGGUGGGAUGCCGAAGGUACUCCUGAAGACGGCCAUCGUCGACGGGUGGCCUAAUUUGAAGAAAGUCGAGCUCGUCAAGUAUGCCCAUCCGCCGUCGAGCGAUGCAGAGCGUAUGACACAACUCGGCGAUGAAGGGGAGCAACGGCUGGGUGUCCUGCGCUGCACAGAUGGACGGGAGGUAGAAGUGGCUGUUGUUCAAAUUCCUCCGAGUCGCCAAGUUCCCAGAGAUAAAAACACGCCUGCGCCGUUGCUCGCAUUCGAAUUACCGUCUGAAUGAUGAUGUUUUGCCCUUGCAUAACACCAUCGUCGUGCGUGAGUCUCGAUGUUGACGCGCGUGCCAUAUCCUCUCC
This is a messenger RNA of Schizophyllum commune H4-8, 1110 nucleotides long. RefSeq lists its product as uncharacterized. Lineage: Eukaryota; Fungi; Basidiomycota; Agaricomycetes; Agaricales; Schizophyllaceae. The coding region runs from base 21 to 1037 and encodes 338 amino acids. The record is from RefSeq and is a predicted model, not a curated record. The transcript is spliced from 3 exons.